AUGUUUGUAAAAAUCAUCACCAACAGAGAACUGAAUGCAGAUGGUUGUAGUAAUAUUGAAAUAAAAAAGGACAGCCUUUUGCCCGAUAGUAUAGAAGUUGACAAUCCUAAUUUAUUAAAAAAUGAGACCCUGAAAAGUUCAUCCUUAUCAAUGCCUGCUAUGACUGAAAAUGAAAUUUACAAGAAUGAUAUUGCUUGCUUUAUAAUGAACCGAACGCUGAAAAAGUCUGAAAUUGUUGAUUGUUUAAAACACAUUUGGAUACCUCCAUUAGAUUUUAAUUUUCCAGAGAACAUAGAAGGCAAACAAAAAAGAAAAUUUCAGCAUAAGUAUUUGACACAAUAUUCUUGGCUUGCUUAUAGUGAUAUGCAUAAAGGAGCCUAUUGUAAAUUUUGCGUUUUGUUUGCUUUUUCUGGUGGUGGAAUAGGCAGACAGUUUAAAGAUGCUAAGAAUGACUUCAACAAACAUUCAAAAACAGAAUAUCAUCUUCUUUCUGUUCAAAGAGCAAACGACUUCCUAAUCAAUUUUGAAAGUGGGUUUGAAAAAACAGUUGAUGUACUCUUUGAUAAACAUCUACAACAAACGAUUGAGAGCAACAAAAAAAGGCUGAUACCAAUUGUUAAGACAAUAUUAUUCUGUGCUAGAAAUAAUUUACCAUUGCGUGGUCAUCGAGAAACUGGUUCUUUAUCAUUAGAAAGUGUGAGAAGUUCUUGUAUAGUUGGUGAACAAGGUGUUCUUCGUGCACUUCUGGCUUUUCGGGUAGUCAGUGGUGAUACAGAACUUCAAAGACACUUUGAAACUUCCCCUAAAAACUGCACAAUGAUCAGUCCCAAAGUCCAAAAUGAGAUAAUUGAUGUGAUUGGUGAUGUAAUUGUAGGGAAAAUAGUUGAACGAGUUAAACAAUUUCGAUUUUUUUCAUUACUAUGUGAUGAAACUACUGACAUUAGCACUACUGAACAGAUGACAGUAUGUAUACGAUAUGUAGAUACGUCAUCUUGGAUACUUGGAGAAGAUUUUCUGGGAUUUGAAAAAUGA
Melanaphis sacchari is the source of this 1032-nucleotide messenger RNA. Its product is annotated as zinc finger MYM-type protein 1-like. The coding region runs from base 1 to 1032 and encodes 343 amino acids. NCBI's taxonomy places the organism in Eukaryota, Metazoa, Arthropoda, Insecta, Hemiptera, Aphididae. The transcript is spliced from 4 exons. The record is from RefSeq and is a predicted model, not a curated record.